AUGGCGAAUCGUAUUGAGGCCCGUACUGCCUCUAGGUUCGGUGCCUAUUUCUCGUUAUUGGAAGGCGACUUCCCUCCUAGUUUCCUUGGCUUGUCCGCACGCACACUGAUCGGUGUCGGCUGCGUUGAUUCGGUAGAGGUAUCCAUUCAGUCUCGCUAUGCUAGUCUGGAGCUGGGCUAG
Molecule: messenger RNA, 180 nt
Organism: Penicillium pulvis
Lineage: Eukaryota; Fungi; Ascomycota; Eurotiomycetes; Eurotiales; Aspergillaceae
Exons: 2
Coding region: 1-180 (59 amino acids)
Source: RefSeq, a predicted model, not a curated record